CUUACGCUGUUACGUCAUUACGUAGCCGGCGGGAGUUGUGACGCAAGGCUUCCUUGUUUUUAAUUCAGCGCGGGAGUUCCAUUGGAGGUAGUCUGGUUUGUUAAAAUGCCCUGCGAAAGGAAGCCGAUGCGCUACGGCCACUCGGAGGGACACACUGAGGUCUGCUUCGAUGACACAGGGAGGUAUAUUGUAACAUGUGGAAACGACGGCGAUGUUCGGAUUUGGGAAAGCCUGGAUGAUGACGAUCCAAAGUUCAUCACCGUUGGGGAAAAGGCUUACUCCCUCGCACUCAAGAAAGGCAAGUUGGUGACGGCGAGCUCCAGCAACACGGUGCAGAUCCACACGUUUCCCGACGGCGAUCCAGAUGGCAUCCUGACGCGGUUCACCACCAAUGCCACUCACGUCACCUUCAACCGCAGCGGGACCAGAGUCGCCGCCGGAUCCAGUGACUUCAUGGUGAAGGUGGUGGAGGUGUCAGACAGCAGCCAGCAGAAAACACUGCGGGGUCACGAAGCGCCCGUCCUCAGUGUGACCUUUGACCCUAAAGAUGAAUACUUGGCGUCUUCCAGCUGCGACGGCUCGGUCGUCGUGUGGAACAUCGAGGAUCAGACUCGGGUGACCAGCUGGCCGCUGCUGCAGAAAACGAACGACGUCAGCAACGCGGCGUCUCUGUGCCGCUUGGCGUUCCAGCCUGCAGCUGGGAAGCUUUUAGCUGUUCCAGUGGAAACCAGAGUUCACCUGUACGAGCGGGGAUCCUGGGAUCAGGUCGGCUCGCUGUCCGAUGAGCUGCUCACACAG
Poecilia latipinna (sailfin molly) is the source of this 798-nucleotide messenger RNA. RefSeq names its product WD repeat and HMG-box DNA-binding protein 1-like. NCBI's taxonomy places the organism in Eukaryota, Metazoa, Chordata, Actinopteri, Cyprinodontiformes, Poeciliidae. The annotation marks the transcript as partial. Gene Ontology annotation, cellular component: nuclear replication fork. The transcript is spliced from 8 exons. The record is from RefSeq and is a predicted model, not a curated record. Gene Ontology annotation, molecular function: protein binding; chromatin binding. Gene Ontology annotation, biological process: DNA repair; mitotic cell cycle; DNA-templated DNA replication.